AACACUGUUCGGCAGUUCUCGCUGCAAGGCCAGGUUUACGCCACCUAUGGCACGCCUGGCUUGGCUGGCAGCAGCUUGAACCCGCUUCAGUUCUCCAGCGUGGCAGAUGUUGAUUUCGACGGCACCUCCGCCUUUAUCAGUGAUGGCGAUGGAGGGAUCAACAACCGCGUCAUCGCUCUCAAGGACGGGCAACUGUUGUGGUCCAGCGGCUGGGCUGGCUCGGGCGAUGACGAGUUUAGCUCUCCGCACACAGUGGCGUAUGUCGAUGUUUUGCAUGCCGUUCUUGUGGGUGACCGUGGCAACAACCGUAUCCAGGCCCUCAAUGCCCAGGAUGGCACCUUUAUGUGGGCGUACGAC
Molecule: messenger RNA, 357 nt
Organism: Monosiga brevicollis MX1
Lineage: Eukaryota; Choanoflagellata; Craspedida; Salpingoecidae
Exons: 1
Molecular function (GO): protein binding
Source: RefSeq, a predicted model, not a curated record